AUGGAGAGCGCAUCAGCGAAAUCAGUGACGCAGGUUGAGCACGUUGCUGGCACUCCAGAAUCACCGCACGAAAGCGCAUCAAAUCCCUGGAGUCCUUGGAACGCGUACUCAGCACCGAUGCAGACGCCGUCGUCAUACCUCGAUAACCUCGUACCAGAUGAUUAUUUCGCAGACGAAUAUGAGCAAUUUUGGAUUGAUUUGACUGCGAAUGGCGAUCUCUCUAUUGCCCAUCUCCAGCAAUUGCUUUUCAGGACUGAGCUCCCGGCGAGGAGUACCGAGAAGAUCCUCGGCCUCACUGUCCGCGGCCGUGUUGUCCAGAAAUCUGAGUUCCAGUUCGCUUUGGCGCUGGCUGCAUAUGCGCAGCAGGGCCAGGAACUGCUCAUCGACGUGGUCACCAUGUCCAAGCCACCGAUUCCCUUUCCCCACUUGGCCAACGAGUCUCCUCAGCUCCACGAAGACGGCUGGGCGGUGAGUGCGCAAGAAAUGAGUGACACCGUCUCCGUACGCCUCGAGGGCGAGAAGGAGGGCUUCUUCUUCACCCACCACAACUAUACCAUCGACAAGUCCGACAAUGGCAGCGUCAGUCGUCGUUUCUCUGACUUUGUCUGGCUGCACGACUGUCUCAUGACGCGCUACCCCUUCCGCCUCGUGCCCAACCUCCCUCCGAAGCGCUUAACCUUGGGCGGGCACAGUCUGUCGACCGAUGCCAAUUUCCUCGAGACGCGUCGUCGCGGUUUACAGCGUUUUAUGAAUUUUACCAUAAACCAUCCCAUCCUGCAGAAAGACGGGCUAGUACUGACCUUCCUUGAGACGCCGAGCCUGGAAAGCUGGCGCAAGAGCACCAAGGUGUCUUUGGAGGAGGAGUCACAAGUGCUUAGCCGAGUGAAAGCCAUGUCAAUCCCUACCGACCUCGAUGAGCGCAUCGACAAGCUACGCGUGCGUCUCCCAGCUCUCAUCGAGCACUGGGCAGAGUUAUGUGGGCAACUAGAGCGAAUCAUUAAGCGCAACGAGACGGAUGCGCGCGACUACGUCACGCUUAGCAACACGCUCGGUACGGUUAUCGACAGCGACAGUCAAGCGUGGGGACGUGGGGAGAGUGAGCAGCUGCAGCGCACGCGCGGGGGACUCGAGGAGUAUGCUGCCGUCGCAUACGACCGCACACUAGAUAUGUCUCUUCAAGCACUCGAAGCGGCCCGCUACGUUCGCGACCUCUACAUGGCCUAUCUCGCCCUCCUCGCUCGCUACGACCGCCUCACCCCACAUUCGGUGGAUAAACUCAAGAGAAAUAUGGAACGCUCUCAACGUAAAGUGCACACACUUGCCAUGGCCUUAGACUCAGUCAACGACCUCAAGCAGAGAAGAUCGUUUGAGGACGAAAUUCACUCGCAAAAUACCAUCAUCGACUCGGCGCAAUCGCAGAUUCAACAUGCUCUCACUAAGCGCCAGUUCGCGCGCUUUUGUAUUUGGUCGGAACUCAUUCAGCUACAGGCUACAGAAACUCCUCUCAUCAACAACGUCGUCUCUACACUCACCGAGACUCAUGUUCUCCGCUUCAGCGAUAGCACCGCGGCGUGGCGCGCUCUCAAGGAAAAGCUGAGCGUGUGUGGGAGUGUGUAG
Messenger RNA from Wallemia ichthyophaga EXF-994, 1617 nucleotides. Its product is annotated as Sorting nexin MVP1. Gene Ontology annotation, cellular component: endosome. Gene Ontology annotation, molecular function: phosphatidylinositol-3-phosphate binding. The coding region runs from base 1 to 1617 and encodes 538 amino acids. NCBI's taxonomy places the organism in Eukaryota, Fungi, Basidiomycota, Wallemiomycetes, Wallemiales, Wallemiaceae. The transcript has 2 exons. Gene Ontology annotation, biological process: protein targeting to vacuole; retrograde transport, endosome to Golgi. The record is from RefSeq and is a predicted model, not a curated record.